Molecule: messenger RNA, 4180 nt
Organism: Phycodurus eques (leafy seadragon)
Lineage: Eukaryota; Metazoa; Chordata; Actinopteri; Syngnathiformes; Syngnathidae
Product: procollagen galactosyltransferase 1-like
Exons: 12
Coding region: 51-2126 (691 amino acids)
Molecular function (GO): procollagen galactosyltransferase activity
Source: RefSeq, a predicted model, not a curated record
UAAAGGGGAGGAGACGAGCGGGACAGACCUUGGAGGAGCAAUGGCCAUCUAUGGUACGGACGGAAAUAAUUGUUGACAAAAAUGUUCGUAUUAAUAUAACUGUGGAAGUGCGCUGUGGGUUUCAUCGUGUUAACCAAAGCACGACGACCCAUUGUUCGGAAGGCGGACCUUCCCCUUUAACUCCGCCACCUCGCCACUGUCGGCAUAACACAACAGUCAGCAGGACCCCUUGUAUCGGUGUCUCACCUCUCGUCCGUCCGUGUCCUCGUCGUCGGCAAACGGCGCCACUCCCUGCCAUGCCCCGCGUCGCCUCGCUGCUAUCCGCCCUGCUGUUCGUCCACUUUUCGGGCCGGGGCCGGGGCUACUUCCCCGAAGAGCGCUGGAGCCCCGAGUCCCCUCUCCUCGCCCCGCGGGUGGUUGUGGCGCUCGUCUGCCGCAACUCGGCGCACUCUCUGCCGCUCUUCCUCGGAGCCUUGGAGCGCCUCCGCUACCCGAAGGACCGCAUUGCUCUGUGGGUGGCGACAGACCACAACAUAGACAACACCACCGCCCUGCUUCGAGAAUGGCUCAUCAAGGUGCAGAAUGACUAUCACUAUGUGGAGUGGAGGCCUGAUGAUGGAUCCAGUGCCUUUGAGGAUGAGGUGGGGCCCAAACACUGGAAUAAUCUUCGUUAUGAACACGUAAUGAAACUUCGUCAGGCGGCACUGGACACAGCCCGUGAGAUCUGGGCUGACUACCUCCUGGUGGCCGACUGCGACAACCUGCUCAUCAACCCAGAUGUAUUGUGGAAACUGAUGAGCGAAAAUAAGACCAUUGUUGCUCCAAUGUUGGAGUCCAGAGCCGCAUACUCCAACUUCUGGUGCGGCAUGACUUCACAGGGCUACUACAAGCGAACGCCAGCCUACAUUCCAAUCAGGAAGCACGAGCGUCUCGGGUGCUUUGCCGUGCCGAUGGUCCACUCAACGUACUUGGUGGAUUUACGGAAGGAAGCCUCUCAUCAGUUGGCUUUUUACCCACCACACCCGGAGUACAGCUGGGCCUUUGAUGAUGUCAUCGUCUUUGCCUACUCCGCUCGCAUGGCAGAUGUUCAGAUGUAUGUGUGCAACAAAGAAACCUAUGGAUAUUUUCCUGUGCCCGUGCGUUCCCACGCUACUUUGUUGGAUGAAGCAGAGAGCUUCUUGCACACUCAUUUUGAGAUUAUGGUGAAAAAUCCUCCACUGGAGUAUUCCAGCUUCCUGACUCUUCCUCCAAAGCAGCCCAACAAGAUUGGCUUUGAUGAGGUCUUCAUGAUAAAUCUGGUGCGGCGAGCUGACCGGCGUGAGCGCAUGCUAAGAACUUUACACGAGAUGGAGCUAAGCUGUAAAGUUAUUGCUGCUGUGGAUGGCAAAGCUCUGAACAAGAGUGACAUCAAGGCGAUGGGGAUUAAUAUGCUGCCGGGGUACAAAGACCCAUAUCACGGUCGACCUCUCACCAAGGGUGAACUGGGUUGUUUCCUCUCUCAUUACAACAUCUGGAAGGAGAUCGUAGAUCGCGGUCUGCACACAUCCCUGGUCGUUGAGGACGACCUGCGCUUUGAGGUGUUCUUUAAACGCCGUCUCCAGGCGCUGCUGCAGGAGGUGACCACACACAAGCUUGAGUGGGAUCUCAUUUAUAUUGGACGGAAGCGAAUGCAGGUGGAUCAUCCAGAGAAGUCAGUACCAAAUGUUCACAAUCUGGUGGAGGCUGACUACUCCUACUGGACUUUAGGCUACAUGUUGUCCUUGCAAGGAGCCCAAAAGCUCCUCAAGGCUGAGCCUCUGAAAAAGAUGCUUCCUGUUGAUGAGUUCCUUCCUGUCAUGUAUGACAAACAUCCUGUUUUAGACUACAUGGAGCACUUUGAGGAUCGGAAACUGCGUGCGUUCUCCGCAGAACCGCUUCUGGUGUAUCCGACCCACUACACAGGAGAUGCAGGCUACAUCAGUGACACGGAGACCUCAGUAGUCUGGAACAAUGAGACAACCAAAACUGACUGGGACCGAGCCAAGUCCAGGAAAACUCAGGAGCAGGUGGAGCUAAGCCUCGAGGCACAGAACUCUGAUGUACUACAGUCUGAGCUGGAGAACUGGAGUGCGCGGGAUGAAUUGUGAUGCCUUCGGAGAGCGCUCCGUGGCACACACUGAGCAGGUUGACAUACUGUACAACAGAACAAAGCUGUGAUAGUGGGAGGAAUGUAAAAGAGGCUCGAAAGAUAGACACAGGUCCAGUGAGGCUUCUACCAUCACUUGAUUUUUCUCUUAAAGGAGGAGGUUCGAUAUAAAGGUAAAAUAACUCUUGAAGAGUCAUCAUUCGGGUAUCAUUCGUUCUUUCCUUUUUCAAUUUGCAAUCAAAAAUCAAAGCUUGAAAAGUAGGACUGAUUAUUUUAUUUGUUUCUUUAAUCUAACAGAUUUUUCACAUUUCAGUUUUAGUCUCCAUCCAUCCUCCGUACUGCUUAUCCUCACUAGGGUCACAGACGUGUUGGAGCCCAUCCCAGCUGACUCCGGGCGAGAGGAGGGGGUACACCCUGAACUGGUCGCCAGCAAAUCGCAGGGCAAAUAGAAACAAACAACCAUUCGCACUCACAUUCAAUUUAGUCUUCAAUUAACCUACCUUGCACCUUUUUGGGAUGUGGGAGAAACCACACAGGCACGGGGAGAACAGGCGAGGCCUGGAUUUGAACCCAGUCCUCAGAACUGUGAGGCAGGUGUGCUAAUCAGUUGACCCACUGUGCCUUAAAAAAAAUGUAUUAACUAACAGAUGAACAACAAUGCACAAAUCAAAUACUUGUACUGUACAACAGUCAACACAAUUUGAAGUGCAAUAAAUACAAUUGAAUAAUACUGCUUCUGGAGUAGAUGCAUCACAAUGUACGUAAAACCAUUCAUUAUUCAUUCAUGCUGUGGUAUGGCCUUUUAAUUAAAAAAAAAAAAAAAAAAAAAAAAUGUAACUUAAAUAGCCUUCUGUUCAUUAUUCUUAUUAUUUUUUAAAUAUAACACAUACAAAUACUUAUUUGCAUGAUUUCCUUUCCUUGCUGCUAAAUUGCAAACUUCACAAGCGGACUCUCCAAUUUGUGGCUGUAUUUUCCCUUGGCAAGUUUUCACACAUAUCACCUACCUCCACUACGAGCCUCUUGCUUGUGUCUGUUACAGUCAUAGUCAAAAUAUUAGACAGAGUAGAUAGAUAGACAGACAGACAGCUAUAUUUGCUUACUUACUUGAACUAACAACAAUUAGUUCAAUACAUGAAACCGAUUACAUAAAUAAUUCAAACACAUUUGUUUGAUAUAAUAUAGCUGACAUGUCAUUUAAAGGAUCAUAGUCAUGGUCCGGACUGAUUGUGGCGGCUAAUAAGCCAACGUAGAUUUACUAAUGCUCAGUAUCGAACUUUUGGGUCAUGUAAACACGGCUAAAUAAAUCUUAAAAUCUAAUUCAGUACCAUUCCAUUGCAUAUUUUCGAUCAUAGCCUAAAAUUUAAAAAUGGAAAAUCUGUUUUUUGUGUGUGUGUGUGUUACCUUACAUUAAAAACAAAUAAUGAACAAAUCAGUCAUUUUAUAAUUUUCUUAAAUUUUUAAUUGCCAUUUGAAUACGGAAAGAAUGAAUGUUACAAGGGUUACGUAGCAGCUUUUGUUGUAUUUAUUGCGCCCCCUCGGUCCAGAUGUGACUAGGCUGAAAGAUGUCGUAAUCACUUAGCUACUACAUCAACCAGCUCUUUCAAAUAUUGUAUAUAAGGAGUAUUCAUUUUUUGUAAUCGAUUGGAAAAAUACAUUGAAAUGGUAAACGAUAACGUCAAACUAUUAAUCGAUGGUAUGCUUUGGGUUUCAAUUUGUGACUCGACUGGGCGGGGGGGGGGGAGUCUAUGCUUCUGAGUGAUGUCAACGUAUGCAAGUUUGUCCCACUUGUUUCCUCCAUCACUACCAGUUGCCUUGUUUUCCUCUGCUGUGACAAGUUCAAAGACCAAUGACUGUAACGUUAGCCUCUAACAAAAUGCAUUGAUCUACAGUGUUGACACCUGGGGCUUGUUUUGACAGCGUAGGUGGGUGCACUAAUUCUAUUGCUCUUGGCACCAACUAUUUGUGUUUUAUUUAUUAUCCAUUUCUAACAUUACACAAUUAAUUUGUCACUAGUUAAUGUAUGUGUGUCAUUUUCUAUUAAAUAUCACAACACAA